AUGUCCAUCGAACUGGAAUGGCAAAAGCUAAAUUCAUCACUGGCGACCACCCUCAUUGACAUCCUCAACAGACAAUUAACGACAACUCAAAGACCAUCCUUCAUCGGUCCUGUCGAAAUCUCCUCGCUCGACUUUGGUACCGUCCCUCCAGACAUCGAGCUCGUCGACCUUCGUGAUAUAUACCGCGAUUUCCUGGACGACUCUGAUUCUGACUCCAAUUCUGAGCCAGAUCAUGAUAAUGUGAAAGUAACGGAGGGUGCAGGGGAUGAUGAAGACGGGUUUGAGUGGGUGUCAAGGAAGGGGGCACGCCGGGGGAUCGCGGAGGAAGGUCUGGCAUAUCAUCAUCUACCACCACACAUUCGUUACGGGCGCAGUCCAUCCGUGGAUUUGUUUGCGUCUACGCCUGCAUUGCAUGCCGGUUCGCCGAGAGACGUGUGGGGCGGGGGCGCUAUGCAUGUGAGCAUGCCUAGCUUGGGCGAAUUUAGGCCGACGACGAGCAGCUUGUCGAUACCAUCGUUUGAUCCUAGUUCUCCAGCUCCAACCUCUCCGCCCGAUAAUCCAGAUCUUCAGCUGCAUCUCUACCUCAAUUGGCACUCCAAUCUCCGGCUCACGCUCACGACAUCCUUAUUGAUCAAUUACCCUUCCCCGUCGUUCAUGUCCCUUCCGAUCAAGCUUUCAGUGACAGGGUUGGUGUUCACGGGAGAGGUGGCUGUCGCGUACGAGGGUUCGCGUGGCCGAGUGCACUUGUGCAUACUCGAUGAAUUGGAUCCCUAUGGUCCUGCGUGCAAACGUCCACGAAGCCAAUCCAGCACCCCUCCUGAAAUGGACGAAGACAACGGAAAACGCGACGGAAAACCUUUGCCAAUUGGCCAGCGCCUCCUCCCGUCUAUCUUGAUCGAGAGUGAGAUUGGCCAGGCGGACAAACAUGUCCUUAAAAACGUGACGCGAGUCGAGAGGUUCAUUCAAGAUGUCAUACGGAAUACGGUGGAGGAGGAACUCGUGUUUCCGAAUUUUCAUACAUUGAUCAUUGGCGACCAAGGACGCUCGUAA
Molecule: messenger RNA, 1050 nt
Organism: Suillus fuscotomentosus
Lineage: Eukaryota; Fungi; Basidiomycota; Agaricomycetes; Boletales; Suillaceae
Exons: 2
Coding region: 1-1050 (349 amino acids)
Biological process (GO): mitochondrion organization; phospholipid transport
Cellular component (GO): ERMES complex
Molecular function (GO): lipid binding
Source: RefSeq, a predicted model, not a curated record